Molecule: messenger RNA, 1959 nt
Organism: Fusarium poae
Lineage: Eukaryota; Fungi; Ascomycota; Sordariomycetes; Hypocreales; Nectriaceae
Exons: 3
Coding region: 1-1959 (652 amino acids)
Source: RefSeq, a predicted model, not a curated record
AUGCGUUUAUUGAAGAGCCUUGUCAUAGGUCUCCUCAUCGAGAGAGGUCUAGGCCAAACCGAUGCGCCUUCGGCAGACGAAGAUGCUGUAGCUACUGUAGCAGACCCUCCUACCGAAACGGGAGGGGCAGAUAUCCCUGUUCCUGAGCCAUCGGCACCGUCAGAUGGAGGCGGUGGAGAUAACGGUAGUGGGGAUGAACCAACAGCCGAUCCCAUUCCUGACCCGGAGCCCUCCUCCGGUGACGGCGCCCGAGCCCCAGCCGAAGAAUCCGCUCCGGUCGACCCUCCAACGGAGCCCUCAGAACCUUCCGAUGAUGAACAGCCCAGUGCCACCGAUGACCCUGAACCUACAGAUGCCGAUACCGAGCCAUCUCCCACAGAUGCAGAGCCCACAGAUGCCGACGUCGAACCGUCUCCCACAGACGGCCCAGAACCUACAGAUACAAAUGGUGAGGAACCUAUCGCAACCAACAGUGACCCCGAUAUUGUUCCAAGUGAUGCUCUGAACUCCGCGUCGGAAGAGGCUACACCCGGACCAACAGAAACUGGCCAAGAUGACCCAGUAUCUACUCCCGAGGCCUCUGAUCCGCCACCGGCUCUUUUGCCCACCGUGACACCUGGUGAUUCAAUGACUGAGAUUCCAGAUGAGCCCACAGCUGACUCAGGAUCAGAAGAGCAACCAUCAAAUACCAGAGCCGAACUUAUAGGACCAACUCUGACUGGAGGCGAUGACGAACCAAGCGCUACCGAUGCAGAGCCUACAAGCGCUGCUUCAGAUGUCACGGAUGACGACGAUGACGAUAAUUCAGGUACGGACAGCCCGUUAACGUCGCCCUCUGUACCUUUAAAAACGGAUAGCGAUCAAAACCAACCUGAGACCCCCUCUGAGACUGGCAAUGACUCCCCUACCGAGACCGAUAGUGAUGAGCCAUCUGCGGCUGGUGGUGAUAAUGAUAGCCCCGAGACGACAGACCUUGCAGAUGAGCCCCAAAAGACGCAGGAUACAGACUCUGACCCAGAUACCAUCUCAACAGGAUCCGACGAUAAACCCCCCAAGGCGUCUGCCCCUGCUGCCACUGGUAAAGACGGCUUCACCACGGUUACCGGGUCGAAACCAGCCCCAACAGAAGAGGCAUACGAGGUUCCCGUUGAUUUGGAAGAAGACACCAAGCUUGGUGACUAUGCCGAGUUCAAGGAAGCUUCUGAUGGUGAACAAGUCGUACUUCUCAAACCCCCACCAAACGGCAAAGCAAACUGCGAGAUCGCGCCUACUGGCGGCGAGGUUGACAAGAUUCCUGCCGGUGAAUACAUCCGCGUUCUUCUUUCCGUCAAAGUAGACAGAAUCGGUACUGUCAACUCGAAGGAUGGUAAGACUGGAUCUCGCCUCAAGAUGUUGGUCGAUGAGAACACUGUCUACGAUAAAGAGCUUAUUUCCAAGGGUGAUGGCGACGAUUCGCAGGAUAUCGAAAGUGAUCCCUUCGAGUCAGCCAAGAACCAGAAGAUUCGUAUGAUUCAAGAGUGUGGAGAGGAGCCAGUUGAACUUACAAUUGAAAAUGCGAAUAUCAGGGUUGCUAGCAGUGACAAGAGUGGAGGAGGCGGAGGAGGAGGAGGAGGAAAGGGCGAUGGUGGUAGCGGCUCUGGUUCUGGGUCUGAUGGCAAAGAUGGGGAUGAUGAGUCUGGUAGCGGUGGGGGCUCAGGUGGCGAUAGUGGAAGCGGCAGUGGCAGCGACUCUGGAAGUGGUUCAGGCAGCGGAGACAAGGGUAGUGGUGGUGGAGAUGGUGGAAGUGGUUCCGACUCUGGCUCUGGCUCUGAUUCAGGGUCGGGAUCCGGAACUGGGGACGCAGUAUCACCAUCAGCGACCACCGUCGGUGAGGGUCAGACCAACGUUGCUGGAAAGACUCAAACCGUACGUGAGUUACUGAUGUAUACUCUACCACUCCUCGCAGCUUUCCUGGGAUAA